AUUACUUCGAAUAACGACAGAAGUAUAAUGCGCAAGAAAGGCGACAUUGUUUGGGCUAACAAACACCGUAUAUAGGGUAGAGGGAAAUCGAAACUUUCGUUAGAUUAUGUGUCAUCAAAAGGCCCUCAUACUGGAGAAGGCGAGGGGGUCAUUCGUGGUGUCUGCAGCGCAGCCUAUCUUAAAGCCAGGUCCUGGACAACUUUCUGUCAAGGUCAUUGCUGUUGCUUUGAACCCGGUUGAUUGGAAAGUUCAGGCAUGGGAUUUCUUCAUAAAGGAAUACCCAGCGAUCCUUGGUCUAGAUAUUGCAGGGGAUGUAGAAGAAAUUGGUGAGGGUGUCGAAGGCUUCUCUAGAGGCGAUAAGGUAUUCUGCCAGGGCUUUCUUGGUAAUGAUAUGGCUGGCUUUCAGCAAUACACAUUAAUUCCUGCUGACAUCGUUGGAAAGAUCCCAUCCAACAUUGAUUAUGCUCAGGCGGCCACUAUCCCUGGUGCAUUCACCACAGCUGCGAUAAGUCUUUUCAAGGCCCAACCUGAAGGGGCAGGUCUUAACCCCACCUUUGACCUCGAUAUCAAAUUCGCUGGACGUUCAGCUGUCAUAGUUGGAGGAAGCACGUCAGUCGGUCAAUACGUCAUACAGUUAUUCAAACUGCUGGGCUACAGUACAAUCAUUGCAUACGCCUCUGCUCGCCACACUGACUAUCUAAAAUCAAUCGGCGCAACACAUGUUAUUGACCGUGGAGAGGUACCUGUCAGUAACUUGGCCGAGGCCGCAAAGAAGAUUGCAAAUGCACCCAUUGAAAUUGCUUACAAUGCAGUUGGGGACAAGGAUUUUCGAGCAGCUUGCAUCGAUGCUAUCAUCGAAGGUGGGCAGGUACCUGAUGUGAACCCACAAGCCAAGAAUGAAGACCCAGAAAAUGGCAAAAGAGUGUUCACUAUCUUUGGGAGUCCGCACCAUCCCCCUCACAGAGAAUUCUGCCGUAUCCUUUGGAAAACUCUUCCAAACUUGGUACAAAAAGGAGCUAUAGUUCCCAACCGGGUGGAGAAACUUCCCAAUGGUCUCGCUGGAAUCGACCAAGGGUUGCAGAAGCUGAAAGUGAAUGAAGUCAGCGGUGUAAAGCUGAUUGCAUUCCCCCAAGAGACGGCUUGAAUUAGCGUAUUGGUGGGUAUUAGUUCGUCUACGGUACUUACAAUAUAGUAUGUGAGUCAUCUGUCAAUGGAUGAAUAAGAUACAGACGGUCCACUGUGUUGCUGCAGUGA
Lentinula edodes (shiitake mushroom) is the source of this 1254-nucleotide messenger RNA. RefSeq names its product GroES-like protein. Gene Ontology annotation, molecular function: oxidoreductase activity, acting on NAD(P)H. NCBI's taxonomy places the organism in Eukaryota, Fungi, Basidiomycota, Agaricomycetes, Agaricales, Omphalotaceae. The transcript has 5 exons. The record is from RefSeq and is a predicted model, not a curated record. Bases 107 to 1144 code for a protein of 345 amino acids.